AUGCUUUUUUUUGGCACUACCAAGAUUCGGAUUCAAAGCGCAGGUGCGUUACUUCAAAAACAUAAGAUAUAAUGCAACGAUGCCUGCAACUACAGGCUUGCUACCAGCUCAGCUUUGGGCUUGAUAAUAAAGCACGCCGUUCCGCUCGGACCCCGGACCCGAAUGCAGACCGAAAGGGGCAAAGGCAGGGCCACCAUUUAUCUACUUACUUUUAAAACGACAUACAGUCGGGUGCGAGAACCAGCUGGGUCUCCCCCCACGAAACAGAAGAAAUCAGUCCUAUCCCACGGACGGCGACCCAGGCAACGGCAGCCCUUCUCGCCCCGUUAAGCGCACAACUGCCCCCCAAAAGCGGCAACUGCCUCGCCGCCCCAGCUAAAGAACCUCACCUGCGCUCUUUUUCAAACCUCGCCGCCGAGGCUCAUGGGAGCCAACCGCCCGCGUCGACGAGCACGCUGGGAAAUGUAGUCGCGGAGGCCUGGCAGCAUCCGGCCGCUUCUCUAUAUAGGAGCCCGUUGGGCGCGGCGAAAGACUACGAAUCCCAAGAGGCUCCGCGUCCAUCCGGGAACUACGGAAGGACUGUUGACGGUAGGGGUGGCAGCUUCGCCUGGGUGUCUCUCGGAAGGCAAGAGACGCGGAAAGCGGUGGGGUGCGAGCGCGAACGUGGGAACAGCGGCUGGCUUAGCUCGGGGCAGCAGGCAGGGCUUCGUUUGGAACCAGGGUUUGGGGCUCGGCCUCGUUCUUGGGCUCCGUGCACUCUCAAGUCCGAUAUAAAUAAAGGGAAGCGGAGAAAUGCCUCUGCCAAGCUGGUUACCCUCCUGGUGUUUCCUGGACCACGAAACCGCUGCCCAAAUACGUGGAGUAUUUGUAGUCCCAAAUACAGUAGUACCUCAGGUUAAGUACUUAAUUCGUUCCGGAGGUCCGUUCUUAACCUGAAGCUGUUCUUGACCUGAAGCACCACUUUAGCUAAUGGGGCCUCCUGCUUCCGCCACUCCUCCGGAGCCCGAUUUCUGUUCUCAUCCUGAAGCAAAGUUCUUAACCUGAAGCACUAUUUUUGGGUUAGCGGACUCUGUAACCUGAAGCGUAUGUAACCCGAGGUACCACUGCACGUGAAGGCCUCCUGCUGCAUGUCUGAACGGCAGAGGGCCUCCUCAGUGGGAGCGCCCGCCCUGUGGAACACCCUCCCAUCACAUGUCAAGGAAAUACACAACUAUCUGACGAUUUCUGAAGGCAGCCCUGCCUUCAGGGAAGUUUUUAAUGUUUGCUACUUUAUCGUGUUUUUAAUAUUCUGUUAGGAGCUGCCCAGAGUGGCUGGGGAAACCCAGCCAUCUGGGCGGGAUAUGAAUAAUAAAUUAUUAUUAUUGUUGUUAUCAUUUUGCUGCUCGGAGGGUCAUUAUUUGUUAAGAUGCCUGACGUGAGUCAAGUUAGAAGGCUUCAGAGUUUCAUUCUGAACACUUAGUUGAGCCGAGAGAGGGCAACUUUGAUUCAGGUCGUAAGGGAUUGGUUAAUGAAUGGUAUGCAAUUUUGGGAAGGGGUUAGGGACAGGGACAGUUUAAGACAGUGCUUCUCAACCUUUUCCAGACUGUGGCCCCCUUCCGACUUUGCUUCCUUCCUGUGACACCCCCCCCCCUUUACCGGUAGAAAGAUAGCUAUUUUGCCUGUAAAUAGAACGUGGAGACAAUCCAGCUCGAACAUGCCCUGGUGUGUUUUUUGCUUCUCUCCCCUGGGAUCUUUGACCUACCUAUUAACUUACUGUUAGGAUAUUUCCGUUCCUGUUCAGGAUUGGAAAGCUCUGAAGCGCAUAGCCCGCUAUUUGAAAUGGACUUUGCACUACAGGCUGAAGUUCACCAGUCAGAAGACUGAAGGUCUUGAAAUCUUUGCAGAUGCUAGUUUGGGAAGUGACACCACGGAUGGUACAAGCACUUCUGGAGUAUGCUACAUGUACAACCGCUGUCUGUUUGACUGGCUGUGCAAGAAGCAGACGGCAGUGAGCCUAAGUUCCUGUGAAGCAGAACUCAAUGCUCUGUCAUUUUCACUCAUGGAUUGUGAAUGAUUGAUGCAACUGUUUAAGGACAUCAGAGUUUCUGUGAAAUGUCCUGUACAAAUGUAUCAAGACAAUAGAUCCUGUUUGGCUUUGCUGAACUCAGAGAGUUGCAAGCAAAGAACCAAGUACUUGCAGAUUAAGCUACAUCGUGCAAGAGAGUGUAUUCAGAAAGGACUCAUUCAGGUGUCCUACAUGGCAGGAAAUGAAAUUCCUGCUGAUCUGUUGUCUAAGGUUGUUAACAGAGAACAACUUAAGGUUUAUGUACAGAGGUUGCAAUUGGGUUGAACCACAGGUACUACAGGUUACACGGAAAGGGGGAGGAUGUUAGGAUAUUUCCAUUCCACCUUAAAAGGGAGCAGGAUGUUUGUGUCACAGCUUGCGUAUUUCCUGUUCACAGGAUGUUUCUGUUGUGUCCUUUGCUUUCGUUUCUCUCUCUGUGCCUGAGACAUCUUUCGCUGUGUGAAUUCUGCUGAUAGAGCGUGCAUCAGCUCUGGAAUGUGGCAAGCUAUUUCUGGAGCUUUUGUCGCUAAUUGCUGAUACUGUAUCUAUGGGAGAUCGAUGGAUCGCAAUGGAGACGACGUGGAGUCAUGAUGGACUUUGUCUCCCUGGCAGUAUCCCAAUACUUACUACUCUUGGAAUUAUAUUUUUUAAUGGGGGGGCAGGGUAGGGGCGAGAAAGGCAGAAUUUAAACAUUCUGGUUGGUUGAUCUGAAGGUUUUCCUAUUACAGAAGAGCAGUACAAUAACAAGCAUUAAAUUAAGGACUCAUUUCCAUGCCACUUAACAAUUUUCACUUGCGUAUUUUCUUUUAGAGUAACAACAGAUCAUUGAACGUAUCAUGCACUAUACUCUUUUCCAUUUGUGGCUUUAAAGAUUACUGGGAUAUUUGCUGAUGGCAAUAAUUUUAAAAGGGACGCGGGUGGCGCUGUGGGUUAAACCACAGAGCCUAGGACUUGCUGAUCAGAAGGUUGGUGGUUCGAAUCCCCGCGACGGGGUGAGCUCCCGUUGCUCGGUCCCUGCUCCUGCCAACCUAGCAGUUCGAAAGCACGUCAAAGUGAAAGUAGAUAAAUAGGUACUGCUCCGGCGGGAAGGUAAACGGCGUUUCCGUGCGCUGCUCUGGUUCGCCAGAAGCAGCUUAGUCAUGCUGGCCACAUGACCCGGAAGCUGUAUGCCGGCUCCCUUGGCCAAUAAAGCGAGAAGAGCGCCGCAACCCCAGAGUCGGCCAUGACUGGACCUAAUGGUCAGGGGUCCCUUUACCUUUACCUUAAUAAUUUUAAGUAGCUUUACUGUUAUAAUAAUUCUAAAGUCUCAAAUAUAGAAUAAAUUUUCAUAAAUGCACAAUGUAAACACACAUACAGAAGUUUAUAAACCACAUGUCCAAAAUAGUACAGGAGAGCAAUCCUGAAGCCAUUUUGACUCCCUAAAGGACCUCAAAUAUUUCUCUGCAGUAGGAGGAUGGGGGAAACUUUCCAAUUGUCUUUUCACUUCCAAAUAUUCCCUUCAAAUCCAGUCUGGCAAGUUCCUUAAAAAAAAAAAAAAAAAAGUUUUGAAUUACAAUCCAAUAAUAGCCUCAUUAUAACAAUACCAAUUUAUACUACAAUUAUUAAUACCAAUCGUUCAAAUACCAAAUUAUAUAAUUUAGAUAAAGGGGCCUCCCGCAUGCUAGAUUUGGUGAAUUGAUUAUUUGCUUUAUUUCUUUAUUUAUUCCAAAAUCUUAUUAAUUGGGUCAUUCCACGCCAAAUGAUUUUAAUACUCGACCGUGCUCUCAAGAUUCAGAUUUUCUUCAAAAAAAAAUUAUGUGUAGAUACUUAUGAGAUAACCUCAAAUUAAUUUGUAAAGUUGUUUUGGUACACAAUUGGGCACAGGAGAUUUUUUUGAAAAUUUCUAUUUUCACGUGAUUUAGGCUAAUGCAAUUUCUGCAUCAGUUUAGAAAAAAACAACCUGUUUUGCUUAUUUUUCAACUGAUUGGGUUUAUUUUGGUAUCAAAAUAAAGCUAAUUGUGGUCUCUUUCAAAAUAAGGUAUGUAUUAAGUGCCACAGAAAAGGGUCACCAACCACUCAAAGUGAAUUUUUGUCAUUUUAUUCCUGAUGGGUUCCAUAAGCCCGUAGCGCACGAACCACAAAUAACACAUGUAUCAUACUUUUGUUGUAGAAUGGGCUAACUAUGUACUUGUUAUGUUUUGAAAAUAAGGAGGAUGUUUUGUGUAGUUAUAAAAUAAGUUAAUUUUGAAAUAAUUUUUUUUGGUCACUUUUUUGUACAGGUUUAAGGUCUCUUUGAGCCUGAAAUAACUCACACAUUCGUGCAAAUAGUUAAAAUUGUACCCUCUUACGUUACAAUGUCAACAGGGUAGCAAUUUUCAAAGUCUUUCUAUAGGAGCUUGCACAUCAUUGUUCUGGGUCUCUGUUGUCUCCUUCAAAGAGGGGAGGGAACACUGUUGCAACAGAAAAAUAAGGACCUGCCUUGCUUUUCACGGCAUCCUGCCUCCAUUCAUCUCUGACUAAUCAUGGACUUGGGCAGCAGAAGUAAACCUCCUUAGUUUCUAUAACAUUACUAAGGAUUAUGGGUGUGAAAAGAUUAACCAAUGUGGCUUAUAACUUGCAAAAAUGGAGCUAGGCUCUGUGAAGUAAUAGUUUAGCAGGUGUAAUCUAGUUAGCUAAGGAUACAAAAUAAGAGUUUUGCAACUGGUUAGGAAGCUGCAACUUUGGGUGCACAACAGCUACAUGCUGAUUGCUUUUGGGGAAAAACUAAUGUUGCUUUACAGAUUAGGGUAAUUUAUUUAGGAUCUUAUGAAAUGGUACUGACAUGAGCCUAAUGGCCACCAGCCAACGAAAGCUAUUGAUGCGCAUUUAAGCAAACUUCCUUCAGUAGUUAUUUUGCCUUAAAGUAACAUUUUUAUCUUUUAUAGUUAAACAAAACCCCAGAAUGGGUGGAGUCACAAAGUGGCUUACAAACAAUAAAUAACAAUAACAUAAUAGAAUGUUACAACAUAAAUCGUGUAGAAUAAUUAACAAAUCAUCAAUAAAACAAUUACAAAUCAUCAGUAAAAUAGCACUGAUACAACAUUCCUUCUGUUUGCAAAGGUGAUGUACAUCUAUGUAAAAUUGACAGGACAUGUGGAUGUCCCCUAUGUAAUCUAAUAUUAAAAGGAAUUGACCCCAAGUAUCACCAAUUAAUCACAUUUGCUAAUAUGUUUUGCUGGGUUUUAUACACAUCUUUUUGAGAAGUCACACCCAGGGAGUUCAGUAGAAUUUGUUCCCAGGUAAGUGGGUGUAGGACUGAAGCUUUACACCAUCCUAUAAGGUUGAGUGAUUAAAGGUCAUUAUGCAGCAUUUUUUUUUCAGUGUGGGAGGAACCCUAAUAAAAGAUCUCAUUAAUGUUACUCAAUCUAGAACCAUUGCUGGUUUCUUUGUUGACACUACAUAUUCAGUUAGCUAUUUCCCCCAUGCCAUGAUUCUACCCUGAGGGUUAGUGAAGCUACUUUCUUCAACUAGCAGAUUGGACAAGAAUACAUCAUCUGUCUCACCCCCUCAAAAAAGAAAAGGAGGAAGGAAAUACAAUAAGCAUGAGCGUCUCCUAUAAAUACCACCAACUUCCCUCAACUUCCCCAUUUGGGGCCCUAAACUAUCCAAGUAUCAAUCUCUAACCCUAGGGUGAGGUAAUAAUAGGAAUCCUUCUCACCAGUACCUAGGAUUUGGUAUUAUCAUGCAUUGUAAUAUAUAGCUCUACUGUUUAGAUGUGUUUAUGCUGUAAACAUUUUGGACUAUUAUUUGUUUCUAGUAACAACAGUCUAAAAUAAAAAGAAUUUGGGCAUUGUUAAAAUGGAGGCCAGUAUCACCAACCUGACCAAACCUUAGAAGCCAUGAUGAAUAUAGGCCAGCUUCAUCACAGUUACUAUAAAAUUAGAGGUGAUGACUGGCUGACUCAUACUGUCAGGGAAUUAAUUAAAAAGAAGCAACUCUAAAGCUGGCUGCUGUUGAUUUUGUUUACCCCACCACCCUGAAUAUUACAUUGAGGUGGCUGUUGCUAGCAUCUUGGUGAUAAUGCAAAUUGGGACCCUGAUCUUUUCAGCUUCAGCUGUUCCUGAACAGAGAUAUUUGGCCACAGUGAUCUGUGCAGUAGUAACCUCCUGACUUGAUUAGUCCAACUCACUUCUGUCCUUAAGCAACUGCAGCUGGUGAAAAAUGCAGCAGCCAGACUCUUGAUGGGCAUAUCUAUGAGAGAUCAAAUAAUACUGGCUCUCAAAAGACCUGCACUUGCAGCCUGUUGGUCACUGGGCCUAGAUCAAAGUUUAGGAAGCCCUAAAUGACUUAGGAGGCUAGUGUAUGUAGGAUGCCUUUAUCCCAUAUAGCUCUGUCCAAGCCUUGAUAUCAGCUGGGGAGCCUCUUCUGGCAGUGUCCUCACUGACAGAAGUCUGGGGAUUCAGUUACAAAUGCUUCUUCCUCCUGGGCUUCAUCGGCAGCUGUUUUGUCAUUUGGUGUCAGCGGAAGACUUGCUGUGCAAGGGCAAUAUGGCCAUGCUGCUGGUAAUAUUUAAAUGUAGAUUGGUGACCAUGAUUUCUCCUCCCAUCUUAAGUAUUGUCUUUACUAGUUAUUGUAAUUUAAAUUCUUGUAAACUGCCCCAAGAUCACUUGUGAUGAGCAGGAUAUAAAUUCUAUACAUAGAUAAAAGUUCUUCCCUGGAAAAAGAACCUUAUCCUCACCUGGUUAGGAAAAGAUGGAAGCUGUCAAACCAAGUGUGGGAGGAGAGGGGGCAAAUCCUGUGGCACUGGUGCUAAUCCUUGCGCUGGCACAAGUAUUUAGUUGACUACCGCCCUUCUAUGCUGAUGGGGAGCUUACAGCCAUGGCCAUAUUUCAUUCAUGGAGUGAGUGGAACCAGGUGAAUUUAAUUACCAGCCCACCCCUAUUGACAAAUGGCUGCUUAGAUGCUGACUCAUAUAUUUGGAUGGAAUAAAUCCAGAUAUUGCGAGGAGCAGUGUUGACUGUGAGUAGAUGUAGAUGUUCAACAGCACAGGGAAUGUGCAACGUUGCUCACCAUGGAAGCAACUGAUGCAAUGAGAAGACAACUGCUGACAUAAAUGGGGUAUUUCUCAUUACAAGAAAUUUCUUCAUCAUCCUGUGGACUCUGUCUAGUUGGCAAGCUAAAAAUCAAACAAGUGAUGACGCAGAAGAAGAUCCUCUUUACUCCUGGAAAUCAAGGACUGCAAACAGUAGGCAUUUUCAGAACAGUCCAACUGGGAUCUUUGGUGAUUUAAAAGCCAAAUUACAUUGCACUACACGUGAAUGUUCACAAAGACCAAAAAAUGGCAUUUUUUUAAAAAUAAAACCUUUUUAUUGGUUUUAGAAAUACAAAGUACAAAUAAGCACAAACUAGUAAAAACUAGAAUCUGUAUAAAGAGAUUUUCUGAAUCUUGAGACACUCCCCCCCCCCCAUGGAGUCUUAUUUUAAACAUCUACAACAGUAUAUUCAUCCAUACUCCAACUUCUUUAUCAAACCAUAUUGUUCAUAGCAGGGGGUUUUCACUACAAGUGAGUCAGAAUCCUGCUCUUGUUUCCAUCUGCUUACAGUGGUCUCCUAAGUAACUUAUAAUUUUUUUCCCAUUCUUUUAUAAAUAUUUUAUCCUCUUGGUUUCUGAGUUUUCCCGGCAGCUUUGCCAUCUCAGCAUAGUCCAUCAGCUUGGUUUGCCAUUCUUCUCUGGUAGGGACUUGGUCUUCUUUCCAACUCUGGGCUAAUAACAUCCGGGUGGCAGUUGUUCCAUACAUAAAAAGUCUUUUCUGCUCCUUUGGUAUGUUGGUACCUGUAAUUACUAACUUUAAAAAAGCUUCUGGUUUCUUAACAAAGGUUUUUUUAAAACUUUUUUUUAUCAUUUCAGUAUAUAUCAUCUCCCAGAAAGCUUUUAUUACCUUACAAGUAAAAAAUGGCAAUCUUCUGAGGUAUUAGGAGGAAAACCCUUAUUUCAAAUAUACCGUAGAUCUUGAUGUAGAAUGGACUUUCAGCUUUAUUUUAUAAUGUUGUGUUUUUUAAAAAACUGAAAGCUGUAAAAUCAAUGUUUCAGUAUUAUAGGAAACAAUAUACGGUGGUACCUCAGGUUAAGUACUUAAUUUGUUCCGGAGGUCCGUUCCUAACCUGAAACUGUUCUUAACCUGAAGCACCACUUUAGCUAAUGGGGCCUCCUGCUGCUGCCAUGCCACCGAGCACGAUUUCUGUUCUCAUCCUGAAGCAAAGUUCUUAACCCGAGGUACUAUUUCUGGGUUAGCGGAGUCUGUAACCUGAAGCGUAUGUAACCUGAAGUGUAUGUAACCUGAGGUACCACUGUAGAUGUGUUUUUCUUUGAGAUCCCCUAAAAACGUUUGUUCGUUCCUUAGAAAGAGAGGAAGAACAGGCUAUAGAAGGCUGAAUAACUCAGUGAGCUGAAAUGGCAAGAAGUGUUGUCUCACUGAGGCAUAGUAUAAUCUAUGAAACAAAAUUAAUGUUAUGUUUUUCUUUCACUUGCUUUUCAGGCAGAACAAAUAUAUUGGCAGAUGGGUCCCUGUAAAAGGCCAAAAAUAAAACUACAGUGGCAUUUAAAAAUUCCUAAACUGAAUGAUGCAUCCUUCUGCAAACUACUAGCUUGCUGUCAGUGCUGGGUGGAACUUCAUCUACCAGGUGCACAAGGUCUGAGAGUCAGACAGGAAGGCAUGAUCUCUGCCUUGGAAGUGUAGCAGCAGAGAUCAGUCACUAUGUUCAUUCUUUAGAAAGAAAGAAAAACAGGCUAUAAAAGGUUGAAUAUAUAUAACUCAGUGAGCAGAAAUGUCAAGAAGUAUUGUCCCGCUAAGGCAUAGUAUAAUCUAUUGAACAGAAAUGUAUAAGUAGCAUUGUAAGACUGCAGUAAUGUAGAGAGAGUAAAACAGAAAGGAAUGGUAAUUCUUGGAG
Messenger RNA from Podarcis lilfordi (Lilford's wall lizard), 8950 nucleotides. Lineage: Eukaryota; Metazoa; Chordata; Lepidosauria; Squamata; Lacertidae. The record is from the annotation of a GenBank genome assembly.